Molecule: messenger RNA, 2279 nt
Organism: Pteropus alecto (black flying fox)
Lineage: Eukaryota; Metazoa; Chordata; Mammalia; Chiroptera; Pteropodidae
Gene: TIMM50
Product: translocase of inner mitochondrial membrane 50
Exons: 11
Coding region: 43-1104 (353 amino acids)
Molecular function (GO): phosphoprotein phosphatase activity
Source: RefSeq, a predicted model, not a curated record
GGAGGGGGGCGAGUGGGCGGGGCCGCGUGGCGUCAGCGCAAGAUGGCGGCCUCGGCAGCGCUGGUUCUGCGCUUGGGGAGCGGCCUCCGGCUCGGCGCGCGGGGUUUGUGCGCGAGGUUGGCGACGCCGCCCUCCCGGGCCUCGGACCAGGUCGGGGAGAUUGGGAGCCACGCCAGCACUAAGGCCCAAGGGUCACAGCAGCAGCGGGGCACAGAGGGUCCCAGUUACGCCAAAAAAGUUGCACUUUGGCUUGCUGGGCUGCUUGGGGCCGGUGGGACCGUGAGUGUCGUCUAUAUCUUCGGAAACAACUCUGUGGAUGAAACUGGUGCCAAGAUUCCCGAUGAAUUCGACAAUGAUCCAAUUCUGGUACAGCAGUUGCGCCGGACAUACAAAUAUUUCAAAGAUUAUAGACAGAUGAUCAUCGAGCCUACCAGCCCCUGCCUUCUCCCAGACCCUCUGCGAGAGCCAUACUACCAGCCACCCUACACACUGGUCUUGGAGCUCACCGGCGUCCUCUUGCACCCUGAGUGGUCGCUGGCCACUGGCUGGAGGUUUAAGAAGCGUCCAGGCAUCGAGACCUUAUUCCAGCAGCUCGCCCCUUUGUAUGAAAUCGUCAUCUUUACGUCAGAGACCGGCAUGACUGCGUUUCCGCUCAUCGACAGCGUGGACCCCCACGGCUUCAUCUCCUACCGCCUCUUCCGGGACGCCACACGAUAUAUGGAUGGGCACCAUGUCAAGGACAUUUCGUGUCUGAAUCGGGACCCAGCCCGUGUAGUAGUCGUGGACUGCAAGAAGGAAGCCUUCCGCCUGCAGCCCUACAAUGGCGUCGCCCUGAGGCCCUGGGAUGGCAACUCCGAUGACCGGGUCUUGUUGGACCUGUCUGCCUUCCUCAAGACCAUCGCACUGAACGGUGUGGAGGAUGUCCGGACUGUGCUGGAGCACUACGCCCUGGAGGAUGACCCGCUGGAGGCUUUCAAACAGCGGCAGAGCCGGCUAGAGCAGGAGGAGCAGCAGCGCCUGGCCGAGCUCUCCAGAUCCAGCAAGCAGAACCUCUUCUUCAGCUCUCUCACCAGCCGCCUGUGGCCUCGCUCCAAACAGCCCUGACCUCUGGGCCUCCCACUCGGUGCCAGGCCCCACCCCGGCCGCAGGGCAGCCACGUGUCCAAUAAAGUCCAUCCCAGAUGCCACACUCCUGUGUCCGGAGAGUCUCCAGAUGGGGGCAUCAGGGUGAGGUCCGAGUGGCGGGUCGGCUGUCAAGCACAGAGCAGGUGCUUUGGUGUUUGACCCUGGCCUGGAACUCUGAAAGCCCAGGUCCCUGCUCUGGCUGUGUGUCCCAUGUGCUGUGUGUGCUACAAAACGUGCAUCGCCCUCUCUGGCCGCAGAUCCUCCAUCUGUGGAAGAGGACCACCCUGGGGGUUUUCAGGACUGCUAGCUGCCCGGCUGUCAUGUAAAUAUGUGAAGCAUGGGCUCAGUGGGCGCUGGGGGACAGCUCGCCCCAUCCUGAGGGCAGCCGCUGUUCAGCUGUGCCAGCCGUGGCCCCACGGGAGCGGAGGCAUAGAGUUGCUCGGUCUUCUGAUUUUUCAGUAGCAGCCAGAAAAUGGGACUGUUAUAUUAAAUCUCCCAGUUUUUAAAUGUUGGCUUCCAACUGAACAGGCGCUCUGCGAUGGAAUUUCUCAGCGUUCCCUCCACGGUCUGUCUCUGCAUUGGCCGGCGGCCACAGGAGGCUGUUAAGUACUUGAAAUGUGGCUAGAGUAGCUGAGGAACGGAAUUUGAAAUUUUGUUUUAUUUUGAUUAAUUUUAAUUUAAAUAGUCACAUGAGAGUUCUAGACUGGCGGAGUUCAUAUCCAAGUUCUACCACUUUCUGUGUGAUUUUGGGCAAGUUACCUAACCUCUCAGUGCUUCAGGUUCCACAUUUAUAAAAUAAUAAUAAUAGUAUGAACUCCAGGCUAGGCUCGAGGGCUGAGUGAGGCAGUCACGUGGUAGCUGUGUGACCCUUGGCCAAGUCGCCUUUCUGCCGCAGCUUCCUCAUCUCUAAAGUUGAGGUGAUGAUAGUACCUACCUUAGUACAGCGGUUGUGUGGAGUAAAGGGGACAGUUCACGCUCGAACUAUAUAUGUAUACAUGGGACCUGAUGUUACCAGGCCAGACUGGUUAAUCACAGGCCCGCUCCCCUGGCCGUCCCAGCCUCUCCUGCGCAGCCAGCGUUUAGUGCUAGUACCAGUUAAAUAUUUUAAAAACAGCUCUGGUGAUUUUUAUGAUAAUUAAAAUGUAUUUGAAACUG